Ylistrum balloti is the source of this 689-nucleotide messenger RNA. RefSeq lists its product as uncharacterized. Bases 101 to 664 code for a protein of 187 amino acids. Lineage: Eukaryota; Metazoa; Mollusca; Bivalvia; Pectinida; Pectinidae. The record is from RefSeq and is a predicted model, not a curated record. The transcript is spliced from 2 exons.
UUGUGUGAUGUUAGACGCGUCGUCCAUUGAGGAGGGCAGAGGACAAGGGCUGUUGCAAGUGUCGCUCUAGGCUGAGCAGGGAUCACGGUUUAGAUAGAACAUGCCUCGGCAGUUAAGUACCUCACUGUCUGAUUUGAUGCUGGCUAUAUCAGCCUUCUAUGUAUCACACUACUGGUACGGACGUAACUACAACUAUGCAGCAUUUGGUAUGUUCAUACAAGCUUGUGCAGCGUCAAUGGGGAUUUUUCGUUUUGCUAUGGAAGAACCACAAGGAACGCUAAUUUAUAAGGCUCACAAAUUAUUGUCCUGGUCUGCUGGUGCUGUGGGCGUCCCCAUGAUCGCACUCAUGUUUUGUAAUCGAUAUGGAUCAUCAGCACUCGCCAAUAAGAUUUCCAUAUUUGUUGUGUGUAUCCUGCUAGUGGUCAGUUUCCUUCCUCCCAAGAACCGAGAACUUUGCUCACAAGCUGUUUCUGGAUUUUCUAUCCUCACCAUGGCCACCCUGUGUACGUUGAACAAAAACUGGUUUGGGUUUGGAGCAUGUUUUGUGUAUGCAGCAGCUGGCAUUCUCUUUGGUUCUGACGGGACAUUGUUGGACAUUCCAAAAGUAGACUUCCUUCACUAUUUUCUAAUUGUAGGUAAUACAAUGUUUAAAUUGGCUCUUUAGUGAAAAAAUACAAUUUUGAAAACCA